Messenger RNA from Diachasma alloeum, 595 nucleotides. Its product is annotated as protein NATD1-like. Bases 126 to 569 code for a protein of 147 amino acids. The transcript has 2 exons. The record is from RefSeq and is a predicted model, not a curated record. Lineage: Eukaryota; Metazoa; Arthropoda; Insecta; Hymenoptera; Braconidae.
AAGUAUUUACUCCCCUAUGACAAGUGUCACAAGUUCCCCGUGGGAUCAAAUCGAAUGAAAAACGUGAAUAUAAAAAUGUGUAAUCUUGUUUAUUGUCAUGAAGACUGAAGAAUCGUAAUUUUUUUAUGUUUGGAGCAGUCCCCAGUAUUUUGAAGCAUUUCACCCUCAACAUUAUUCACAUUCGGAGUGUCUACGGUGUAUUUCACAAUCCAAAUCGUCGGAUUUUCUACGUGAAACUAAACAAUAAUGAUCGCGCAGUACUGUUGUAUAAAAAAGACAAUAACACUCUUGAUAUGCGAUCAAUUAACGUUCCAACUGAGUAUCAAGGACGCGGAUUGGCGAGAAUUUUAGCUGAGGCAGCUCUAACUUACGCAAUCGUCCACGACUACCGAAUAAUCCUCACCUGCAAGUACAUGCAGAACUUCUACCUCGCGACAAAGAACCGAGAGUUGGAGGAGCGUGUCAUCGGCCCCUCCAAUCUCCUCUCCCCAUCCGCAAAAUCUCUCCACCCCGACACGAUCGACGAUCUCCCAGACCCACAGGACCCCGUGAAUUCACCCAACAAAUAAUUCUCCCACAUCAUACCAAAAAUGGA